GUUGCUUUGAAAUAUUUAUUAUGUUAAACCAAAUACGCAUCCUUUGUAUGGUACUGAUGUGCUUCGACUACCCGGCAUCUGGACUAUUCUUUCAUAAUCACUUGACCAAUCUUCACGUUUCCAAAAGGCAACACAAUGCCGUGAGCAAUGAUUAUCCUGUUCUUGGUGCCAAAUAUGGUCCUUUUUUCAUGAAAAUGCCAAUGGACCAUUUCGACGAAACAAAUUCAAAAAAUUUUAACAAUAGAUUUUGGGCUAACACAGAUCAUUACAAAUCGAAGGGGCCUCUCAUACUGUAUAAUGUUGGGGAAUCCGCAGCCGAUGAUUCUGCUAUUUUGGUAAUUUAUUCCGCUAUGGCUCAACUAGCUGAAAAACUGAACGGGGUUGUAGUUGUCAUGGAACACAGAUUUUACGGUGCUUCAGGACCAAAUAAUCAUACUAAAGAAGACCUUUUAACUUUCAAUGUAAAGCAGUCAAUUGCUGAUAUGGCGUAUUUGGCAAAACAUAUCAAAUUUCACAACGUGAAUAUUCCCAUGGUUCCUCAAACUAAGGUUAUCGUGUAUGGAUGCAGCUAUAGUGGUGCUUUAGCUGCUUGGGCAAAAGAUACCUAUCCCGAUUUAUUCUUUGCGGCUGUCUCUUCUUCUGCCCCCGUCCAGGCUAAGAUGGACUUUUUCGAGUAUUAUGUCCCGAUUAUGCAGUUCGGUCCUAAGCACUGUAUCCUUGCUUUGCAGAAUGUUAUAACUUAUAUCGAUAGAAUCUUGUUCGCAAAUUCAACAAAAGACAUUUUUGCUUUAAAAAAGAUAUUCAGUGCACAGAAUCUCUUGGAUGAAUCAUUUGCUGAAUGUAAG
Molecule: messenger RNA, 845 nt
Organism: Mucor mucedo
Lineage: Eukaryota; Fungi; Mucoromycota; Mucoromycetes; Mucorales; Mucoraceae
Product: serine carboxypeptidase S28-domain-containing protein
Exons: 4
Biological process (GO): proteolysis
Molecular function (GO): serine-type exopeptidase activity; dipeptidyl-peptidase activity
Source: RefSeq, a predicted model, not a curated record